Messenger RNA from Parathielavia appendiculata, 1580 nucleotides. RefSeq lists its product as uncharacterized. The transcript is spliced from 2 exons. The record is from RefSeq and is a predicted model, not a curated record. Gene Ontology annotation, biological process: mitochondrion organization. NCBI's taxonomy places the organism in Eukaryota, Fungi, Ascomycota, Sordariomycetes, Sordariales, Chaetomiaceae. The coding region runs from base 108 to 1346 and encodes 412 amino acids. Gene Ontology annotation, cellular component: mitochondrion; membrane.
AGGGAAACAAAGCACUGACGUCGACAUUGCUGACUGCGGCUCUGAGAGAGCUCCAUCCUCAAAACACGACCGAAACUCUCCAACGCCAAUGUGAGGCUGUCGCCAACAUGUUGCCCACAACAGCACAAAGGGCGCUCGCGCCUGCCGUACGGGCGGGCCUCGAAGCCUCGACUCGCGCCUCUCGAGCUUUGCCAACGACCAUUAAGACACUGUCCAAGACCUCACCACCAAGAAGCAUCAACACCACCGAUUCCCAAUCCGCCCGCGCCUUCCACACCACUCCACACAACGCGCUCCCAAGCGGCCUCGGGCCCGGGAUGAUGCCGCCGACAUACUUCCAAAAGUCAGCGUCACUCCCCAUGAAUACCAUCAUCCGCUUCGUGCCGCAGCAGACCGCCUGGAUCGUCGAGCGCAUGGGCAAGUUCAACCGCAUCCUGCAGCCGGGGCUGGCCAUCCUGAUCCCCUUCCUCGACCGCAUCGCCUACGUCAAGUCGCUCAAGGAAGUCGCCAUCGAGAUCCCCUCGCAGAGCGCCAUCACCGCUGACAACGUCACCCUCGAGCUCGACGGCGUGCUCUACACGCGAGUCUUUGACGCCUACAAGGCGAGUUACGGCGUCGAAGACGCCGAAUAUGCCAUCUCCCAACUCGCGCAGACCACCAUGCGCUCCGAAAUCGGCCAGCUCACGCUCGACCACGUCCUCAAGGAGCGCGCGGCGCUCAACACAAACAUCACGGCCGCCAUCAACGAGGCCGCGCAGGCAUGGGGCGUGACGUGCCUGCGGUACGAGAUCCGCGACAUCCACGCGCCAAAGCCCGUGGUCGAAGCCAUGCACCGGCAGGUGACGGCGGAGCGGUCGAAGCGCGCCGAGAUUCUCGAGUCCGAGGGCCAGCGGCAGAGCGCCAUCAACAUCGCCGAGGGCAAGAAGCAGUCGGCCAUCCUGGCCAGCGAAGCCGUGCGGGCUGAGAAGAUCAACAAGGCCGCCGGCGAGGCCGAGGCGAUUCUCUUGCGGGCGCGGGCCACGGCGGCGGGCAUCGAGGCUGUUGCGCGGUCGAUUGCCGAGGGCAAGGACGCGGCCCAGGGCGCCGUGAGCCUGUCCGUGGCGGAGAAGUAUGUCGACGCGUUCGGCAAGCUGGCCAAGGAGGGCACGGCCGUGGUAGUGCCGGGCAAUGUGGGGGAUAUCGGCGGCAUGAUUGCCACGGCGCUGAGUGUGUACGGCAAGGUUGGGGACGCGCAGGCGAAAACAAUGGCGAAGAGUAUCUUGGAAAAGAACAAAGCAAUCGAGGUUGGGACCGCGAGUGUGGAGCGGAAGCAUGAGAAGGACGAGAAGACGGAGUUAGCCGCUUAGACGGUAAGACACAUGCCCCAACACUGGGCAGUUGGGAGACAGCCCAUGCGCCAGCUGGCAGUGUAUGUUUGAAGGACAAGAGGAACGCGGAUAUCGGCUGUAUCAUUAUUUAUUCCACCGACGUGGACCUUAAGAGAAAAGCGAGGCAUGGCGUAGACAUGGACUCAUUGGACCGCUCACGGUAAUUCAGCCAACUUGCAACAAUGGAUUCGACAAAUCCUGCUACUAAGGCCC